Messenger RNA from Orbicella faveolata, 554 nucleotides. RefSeq lists its product as uncharacterized. Lineage: Eukaryota; Metazoa; Cnidaria; Anthozoa; Scleractinia; Merulinidae. The record is from RefSeq and is a predicted model, not a curated record.
GUAAUAAGCAUAUAUAUUCUGUACAGGAUUGAGUAGGUCGUCUGUAUUGAUCUAGGCUGUGAAAGAAGCAGACAAAUUUCUGUCAAAAUCGCCACCAUGGAAAAGAUCUUUAAAGGGCUUGGUUCAGUAACCGGCAGGUUCUACAAUUCUCACCAAGAAUGGCAAAAGGCUCCGGAUUGGGUGAAAGAACAUUACAAAAUAGAAGAACAACAACAUUGCGGAGAUAUUAACUCUAUUCCAAGUGGAGCCUUGCAGGGAGCCGUCAACGCAGUGGCUGAAUACGCGAAGCAGAAUCCUGCCGAUGCCACCCAGAUGGGCAUUAAGAUCGCCCAAACCGCAGGCAUCAAGCAAGAAUAUGGUUUGGCAUUUGCCUCUGGAUUUCUUGGUACUGCCCGUUUUGAAAAAUCGGAACAGAAGAAUUAAAGAGAAUGACCAGAAUACCUCAGAAGUUUGCCUGCAAGUUUUACCAAAGAAAGCAAUGGAUGAAAUGUGUUGAAUUCUUGGCUUCAUUACUUGACAGAAAUAAUUUCAUGAAUAAAAGAAAAAUGAACCUU